This is a messenger RNA of Homo sapiens (human), 2831 nucleotides long. It is a transcript of the gene ZNF706, whose product is annotated as zinc finger protein 706. Gene Ontology annotation, biological process: negative regulation of DNA-templated transcription; negative regulation of stem cell population maintenance; regulation of DNA-templated transcription. The record is from RefSeq and is marked validated. Bases 401 to 631 code for a protein of 76 amino acids. The transcript is spliced from 6 exons. Lineage: Eukaryota; Metazoa; Chordata; Mammalia; Primates; Hominidae. Gene Ontology annotation, cellular component: nucleus; cytoplasm.
GGCGCGGCGUGCGCGGGCACGAGGCGUAGUGGUCUCCCCUAAGGCUGAGGCGGCGGCGGGCGCGCGGCGGCGGCGGGCGUGCGAGGCUGUUGUGCUCCCGGCUCUCGUGUUUCCCCUCCUGAGCGGGUGGAGGAGGCCCAAGCGGUGCUGGGCGCGCUCCCCCUUCCUUUCCCUCCGGCGUCCUCUCCCGGCCCUCUCGCGCUGCACUGUCUCUCCGACGCAAGACUGUCCCGGCCCGGCCCCCUCGGAAAACCACACUGAGAGUUGCAUUAAAAACCAGCAUAGUCUCACUGUCGCCCAGGCUGCAGUGCAGUGGUGCCAUCACGCGUCACUGCAACCUCUGCCUCCCGGAUUCAAGCAAUUCUCCACCUCAGCCUCCCAAGUAGCUGGAAUUACAGAUAUGGCUCGUGGACAGCAGAAAAUUCAGUCUCAGCAGAAAAAUGCCAAAAAGCAAGCUGGACAAAAGAAGAAACAAGGACAUGACCAAAAGGCUGCUGCCAAAGCUGCCUUAAUAUAUACCUGCACUGUCUGUAGGACACAAAUGCCAGACCCUAAGACCUUCAAGCAGCACUUUGAGAGCAAGCAUCCUAAGACUCCACUUCCUCCAGAAUUAGCUGAUGUUCAGGCAUAAGGUUGUUUACAGGUGAAUUCAUGACACCUUUGACUCUUCUACUGUCUCAGACCUUAGGUAACAUACCUGCAGCUGCUUUUCUAACAAACUGUUGAUCAGCAAAAAUAAAGGGGCUACAGAAACACUCAUUUUUAUGCUGUUCCCUCUUGGGCUUCAUGCAAAGACAAUUCUGUGUAAAUGUACAGUUGACUCUGAUUUGGAAAUAUGAAAAUCAGUCCAUCCUUGUUAUAAAAAAUUUUUUUACAAUUGUAAUUAUAUUGAUGUUCAUAUUGUGUAAAAUAACUCAUUUAAUAAAAUAGUACUUUGAUUUACGACAUCACAGGAUAAAUGGUUUUAGAAAUUCUGUUCUAACUUUCCACAUUAUUUGCCUUAUAAAAAUCUAAUGAAUUCAUCAGCUAGAAUUGCAAGUGCAAUUCUUAUAUCCCUUUCUCUGCUCAGUGGCAGGUUCCUCAGUUAAACUAGAGCAGACUGAUUCAUUAAAAUUGUGCAUACGAUUUUAUGGGCAGCUGAUGAUCUAGGUGAAAAAUGACUUAUCUGCUGCCUUAGUAUAUUGCGGUUAUGUGUCAUUGUACCCCUCUGAUCAUUUCCUGUGUUUGAGUUGGAAUAUUUAAAAUUGCAGUAUGACCUGGCUCUAACUGCCAGUCAGGUGUACCCUGUAGAUAACUGAUAGCUUCCUAAAAGCGGUUGGAUUGUCAGUGAGCCCUUGUGAAAGGUUAGGUUCUAAUGUAUAUGCCGUAAUGAAAUAAUCAUUAAGCCUAUUGUUUAAUGCAAAAUAUGGAACAAAUGUGAACUGGUAAAGGUCGAUCUUGAUACUAUAUUCUUUGAAAAUUCUUGAAGUUCUUUAAUUUGAAAUUGAAACAUUAAUUUUUGAGGUUUUUGGAAGUUACUAUUUGGCCAUUUUUACAAAUGGAUUUUGCAUUAACAGGAAGAUUGGAAUGACUUGUGGCUGGAUUAAUUCCCAGAACCCUCUCCCUCCUUUCUUUUCUAAGUGAGUUGUUGAUUUUAGGAGUUUGCUUUGUGCUGUUACCUAAAAUCAGAGACUGGUGUACAGUAUGACUUCCAUCUGAACUUGAAAAGUAUUAAAAUGGGUCAAUAUUCACAUUCUUUUAGAUCUCAGGAUGGGAAAAUGGGUUUGUUCAGAUGGAUAUGGUAAAUCUUACCCAAUUAAGGAAGGCUAAUUUUAGAGUUCUUCUAAUUUGCUUGUGUCAACUCUUAACUUGUAAAACUGCUGUUAACUCGGUUUAAAUUUUUAAAUUAAUAUAAUAGAAAGAACACUAAAAUACUUACUGGUAACUGCUUAGAGCCAUUUAUCUGAUCCUGUGGAUUACAGAAUGCAUUCCCUCUUCUGCUGUAGCUUAUCAUUGCUUUGUUUUGUAGCUCUGCAUAUUUUGCCCACCUUGUCUUCCCUGUAAGUUUAAGACGUUUCCAAGGAAAAGCUUCAGGGCUGAUAGUUUCUUAGCAAUUCCUAUUCUUAUGCCCUUACUUUAAAAUAGUCCUUUUAUUUUGUGUAUUUUAUUUCCUAAGUUUCAGAUGUAAUAUCUGUUGUUUCCUAACAUGUCGAUUACCAGAACGUUAGAAUUUUACCUAAUUUCUUGUGGAUAUUGCAGAAGUUCUGGUUAAAUCACAACUUAAAAGUUUUUAAAAGUGCUUUGAGCAUAUGUAUAUGUUUAGUGACAAAUCAUAUAAAACCAUUCACAAGUUUUGGUUUUUUUUUUUUCGUUUGUUUUAGUGACUAAUUCAGGAUGAAAGUUUUUUUGUUCUUGUAUUUAACCCUUUUUUAUAAGCAGCUGAAGACACCAUAUUUAACACUAUAUCUCAGUGAUAGGGAAAUAGCUGCAUUGAUCUUACAUGAGCAUAAUCAUCCUUAUACUUCAUGAGGGGAUUAUUAGUACAAUCCCCAUUUUACUGUGUUUGAGUUAAAAACCAAACAUCCCUGUAAUUUAAUUUGAAGAUUCUUUAACAGAUUGCAGCAAAGUUCAUUAUAAAACUGUUAUGGUGUCUUCAAAGACUUGAUAAAAUAACACUGAGAGAGAAUUGGUCCAUUUGUAUGCUGUAUUUCUAUUACUUGCCAAAAGGAAUGGGGUUAAGAUUAAACUUGUUUCCAUUCUCUUCACAUGGAUAUUCAUCCCCAUGUUUAACUGACACACUGGGGGCUCAGUUGUGUGCUGUAAUGUCUUAUUAAAGAAGAUAUUAAAGAAAA